Messenger RNA from Suillus subalutaceus, 630 nucleotides. RefSeq lists its product as uncharacterized. The transcript has 2 exons. Bases 1 to 630 code for a protein of 209 amino acids. NCBI's taxonomy places the organism in Eukaryota, Fungi, Basidiomycota, Agaricomycetes, Boletales, Suillaceae. The record is from RefSeq and is a predicted model, not a curated record.
AUGCGUGGGAUUGUGAUUUCCUCCUGUGGUUCUUCUGGGAGAAUAACAGAGAGUGUCGACCGCUUGAAACGGUUGGUCGAAAUGAAUAUCUUCGAUUUUGUCUUCUCCUUUGCAGGGGUAUCAACUGUGGAUUCUCUUGUUGUCCCAGCACUAAGUCGCUUCAUUGAAAAUGUGUUUGUGUACGACAUGGGCACAUGGGCAGCGCUAGAAGCAUCGUUUGGAGAAGACAAGCGUGCCCUGAAUAGUACUCCCAUCAUGCUGUCGUAUGCAGAAUAUCAGAAGAUCGAUGAUGAGCACAAUACCAGGGAACGUGUUGUCAAGACCCGAGUGUUAGCCUACUCGAACUUCAAGGACGCAAGGCCAUGGGGCCUCGAUAUCUAUCGAUGUUCGAACGCUCGCUGUGGUGCUAGGGCUCACAACAUGGUCUUCCAUGCUGAUGGAAGGCAGUUCUAUGGGCAAAAGUGGCUGCAAACAUGUAUGAAGACAAGAUGCUUGAGCUGCGGGGAGAAGCGCAAGAGCAUACGAGCUCCGACAUGGAUACAUCAAUGUGGUGGUGAAAACCUUGGGCGUGUCUGGUACAAUUGGCCUCUCAGCAUUUCUCAGCGAAUGGAGAUUGGGAUCACUCAUUGA